Messenger RNA from Cladocopium goreaui, 1803 nucleotides. NCBI's taxonomy places the organism in Eukaryota, Dinophyceae, Suessiales, Symbiodiniaceae. The record is from the annotation of a GenBank genome assembly.
CAUAUUUCCACUUCGCAGAGCUGUGGCUGCCAAAAUGGCCAUGAUUGCCCCGCAGAUGAGGCCAUUUCCCAGUUUCCUUCCACCUGGGUAUCCGAUGGCUUCAAUGGGGCCAGUGGGGCCAACCAUUCCCAUGCAAACAUAUGCUGGAAUGGUGCCAGGUGUGCAGGACAACCCCUUCUUGGCGCAGACACCGCUGAUGGGGACUCUUCGGGGAAUGCCACAGGCACAACAGGUACAUCCGCUGAUGCAAACGCAGCAAAUGGUGCCGCCUUACGGGAAUGGACAGCCACAAGCCAUGAAUAUGUCCUUCCUGCCUCCAAUGCAGAGCCCAGCAGCACCAGUGCAACAAGUGGCAGUGCCAGGCGCAGUGCCAGGCGCAGCACCAGGCAGUCCCGAGAUCAGUUUCAAGAUAGGGGACAAAGUGCAGCUGAAGGGCCACGCUGCCAAUCCCAGCUAUGAGGGCAAGCUCUACACUGUAGAGGCAGUGGAUGGCGGGACUGUCAUAGUUUCCCACAAGCUCAGUGACAGAAAUGUGUCCAGGAUGACCUUCCACCAAGCCUAUCUGGAGCUUGUAACUCCCGCAGAAGAAGUGCAACCUGAGCCAGCACCAGAGGCAGCCCCUGUUCAACUUCAACCUCAGCAGGCAGAUCCAAUUGAGAGCCUACAGAUCAGCGACACUGUUCGAGUGGUAGGGCUUGGUCCACGACACAACGGGAGGAUGUGUAGCGUGGAGUCUGUGGAUGUGAGGCGUCGCUUGCUACGGGUGAAAUUCUUGGAUAGCAAUGAUAUGCUGGAAGUUGGACCAACGUAUUUGGAGCUAGUCGAGAGAGCCAAGGAGCAGCCACCUGUUGUCCCUGAGAGACAGGGAGUCCAGGGCGAAGGUGGACUUCAUAUUGGUGACAUGGUCAGAGUUUUGGCGCCUCCUCAGCACCGGGGAAAGGUUGCAGUGGUGGAGGUGCCCAACACGGGAGAUGGCUCUCUGCGGGUGAGACUCCAGGACCCCUUUGGACAGGUCAACAUGUUGGUGCUGAGCCCUACGCAUGUUCAAAAUAUGGAUGGCACGCCAGCGGCUGGGACAGCAGAAGCUAUGGCAGCCUCGCAGGCUCAAGUCAAUGCGGCACGCCAGGCCGCAGCCGUGCCUCCUGUGCAAGCUGGAAGCAUGCCAGGACCAGGAGUUGCAGCACCUUUGGCAGUACAGCCUGGAGACAGAGUGCGAGUAAAACCAUCGCUAUCAUCGCAGGGUGGUAAGGUUGGCAUUGUGGAAAUGGAGAACGACGGAACUGGCUGUGUAGUUGUCCAGAUUCAAGAUCUUAUGGGGCCUGUGCGACUUCGCAUUCAUCCCGCGCACUUGGAUUUUGCGUAAAUCCAGUGGGCCAAGUGAAGUGUCUGAGCAACAUUUGGGUUAGCUUGUGCAGGACAAGCUUACCUGUUGACAUUGCAGUACGGGGCAAUGUCCGAUUUACAUAUUUUGAGAGUUUCAAACUCCACGAUUGUACCCGGGACAUCCCAAGACCAUUCAUUUCUACGACAUUGCCAGUGAAGAUGUUUUCACUUGCCAAAACAUUUGCUUGAGAAAGCUUCAGCAGAGACACGAUUCAACUGCAACCGAGUUGACAGCGAAACUGCUGUGGCAGUGCUGUCGCUCUGUGAGUGCUGCCAAAACUGUGCACAACUCUCGUAGAUUGGUGCUGCCAAGACAAGCAGCAGAGCUGCUUUAGAUUGUAGACAUUGAAUUGCCCUCUAAACUCUGAACUCUAGACCAUCAAUGUUAGGCCCGACAAAAAUAAUUGCGCACGAGGAAAA